AUGUCGAAGGGUGGCGAGGAAGAGCUGGAGAAGCAGUAUCACGUCUACAAACAACAAUUCGAGGAGUGGCGAGAGAAGAAUAAAAGCUCGCAGGGCACGGAUGCGUAUAACGCCUAUGUGAAACAAUUCGAGGACUGGGAACGCGAUGUGGAAAAGCGACGAAAAUUGCUGAGGGAGAAGGCGGAACCGAGCCCAGUGAAGCAAGAGAGCGAAGCGGAACGGAGAGACCGCGAUCGGUUGCGGAGAGAAGCGGAAGAACGGGAGAGACGGAUAAGAGAAGAACAAGUACGCGCCGAAAGAAUCGCUGCCGAGCAGAAAGCGGCCGCCGAAGCAGCUGCGUAUGCGCAAUCUCAGCAGGCAUACCUAGCUCAUCACCAAGCGGGGCUCGAGCAGGACCGUCUCGGUCGAGGCCAGGUGCACGUCCAAGCCUCCGCCGCCGUCCAUUACAGCGCAACAGCCCAAGCAUCAACUAUGGCCGUGGUGGACGAGGUGAACGCGCAGAAGGUGCUGCAGCAAAUGGCCGAAGUUGUGAUGGGCGGACAGCAACCGCAAGCGCAGGAGAAGACACCCGUCUAUCAACAGCAGCCGCCUCAACAGCAAGCCCAAGCAACCCCGCCACAACUAUGGGGCGGAUCGAAGCCUGUGUACGAUGUUCGGGAUCCAAUGUUUGCGAAAUGGGGUAUGCGCGCGGCCCCGGCUCAUCAGCCUCCGCCGCUCCCUCCGGCGCCGAUAAUGCCGAUGCCUUAUUGGUUGAGCAUCGAAGAGAUGAAGUCUCGAAAACUGAUGAUGGCACCGAUGGGCCCGUCUCCGAUGGUACCGCCGUUCAUG
Messenger RNA from Mesorhabditis spiculigera, 828 nucleotides. NCBI's taxonomy places the organism in Eukaryota, Metazoa, Nematoda, Chromadorea, Rhabditida, Rhabditidae. The record is from the annotation of a GenBank genome assembly.